Trichoderma virens Gv29-8 is the source of this 4530-nucleotide messenger RNA. RefSeq lists its product as uncharacterized. The transcript has 4 exons. The record is from RefSeq and is a predicted model, not a curated record. The coding region runs from base 128 to 2890 and encodes 920 amino acids. Gene Ontology annotation, cellular component: membrane; microtubule; cytoplasm. Gene Ontology annotation, molecular function: microtubule binding; GTPase activity; GTP binding. NCBI's taxonomy places the organism in Eukaryota, Fungi, Ascomycota, Sordariomycetes, Hypocreales, Hypocreaceae.
AGUUAAUAUUCCUGCCAUUGCAGCAUCAAUCCUUGCAAGGCCUCAUUCUUUGUCUUGAGCUUGAGGCGGUGCUGGGCCUUAUGGUCGUCAACAGAGCAGCUGCCCAGACUGCAAGAGCCCGACCACGAUGAGCGGCCGGUUCCUCGCAGCUAGUCUGCGGCCUGUGGCGGCAAGAAAUACCUCCGCCGCCACCAGCGUUCGUCACUUACACCGAUUUCCAACUGGAGGCCUGUUGCGGGCUGAUGCCGCGAUCCGGGAGACUCGAAGGCGCAUGUGGUUUGGAGGCAAUUCCUUCCACAACCAGGUCAUUGUUCGAAAUGCCUCCUUUGUUCGCUUCCUGCCGAAGCUGGUGGUGAAGUUUGCCAGGAUUCCUGCCAUGUUUGGUGGGCUGGCCAUUGGCACCUUUGCCUGGGUUCAGUACCAAGCUACGCAGGCCGGCAACUAUGCCAUCUCAAUCUUCAACAACACCUUGGACACGGUGACGGGCACGGCAUCUAGUCUAUACGGGAGUGCCAAAGAUGUCGCCGAUCAAACACGCCAGGGAUGGGAAAACACAAAGGAGCGAGUGGAGGUGCCUGACUGGCUGAAAAAGAUGUUGGGGACUCCAGAGUCUCCAGGCUCUGGGGGCUCAGGAGGACCCAAUGGCGAUCCCAAGCACAGUAAGGUCGGCGCAGCUGCAGCUGUUGGUGCUUCAGCCGCCGCCGUUGGCUACGACAAAUCGGAAGAUGACGAUCCCAGAGAUUCGCUGCAAGGCUCCAAAGACGAUCAAAUGAUGGUUUUGACGAAGAAAAUGAUUGAAAUUCGGACCAUCUUACAGAAAGUCGGCCAGUCCAGCUCUCUUACUUUGCCAUCAAUCGUCGUCAUCGGCUCGCAAUCGUCUGGAAAGAGCUCAGUGCUGGAGGCCAUCGUCGGCCACGAGUUUCUGCCCAAGGGAAACAACAUGGUUACUCGGAGACCGAUUGAAUUGACUCUGGUCAACACACCCGACUCGGCUGAAGAAUAUGGAGAAUUCCCGGAUCUUGGUUUACGAAAAAUUUCCGAUUUUUCCUCGAUUCAGCGAACAUUGACAGAGCUGAACCUGGCCGUUUCGGACGCCGAGUGCGUCUCGCACGAUCCUAUUCACCUGACCAUCUAUUCUCGCAAUGUUCCCGAUCUUUCCCUCAUCGACCUGCCCGGUUACAUCCAGGUUGUGGGUCAGAACCAGCCAUUGCAGCUGAAACAGAAGAUUUCCGAAUUGUGUGACAAGUAUAUCCAGCCUCCAAAUGUCAUUCUCGCCAUCUCUGCCGCAGAUGUUGAUCUGGCCAACUCGGCAGCCCUUAGGGCAUCUCGCAGAGUCGAUCCCCGAGGUGAACGAACCAUUGGAGUCAUUACCAAGAUGGAUUUGGUUGACCCUGCCCGCGGUGCCACCAUCCUCAACGAUAAACAGUAUCCUCUUCGGUUAGGUUACGUCGGCGUUGUCUCAAAGGCGCCGACGUCACAGGGUCUUUUCAAAAUGGGCUCGUCAGAUCUCCUUUCCACCAUCGCCAAGAAUGAAAAUUCCUUCUUUUCCUCCCACCCUCUCGAAUUCGGACCAGACGCAGGCGUCAACGUGGGCACAAUAAAUCUUCGAAAGACAUUAAUGCGUGUUUUGGAACAGACCAUGUCAUCUAGCUUACAGAGCACAAGCGACGCUAUUAGACAGGAAUUGGAAGAGGCAACAUACGAGUUCAAGGUUCAGUACAACGAUCGCCCGCUCUCUGCCGAGUCUUAUCUUGCCGAGAGUCUCGACGCUUUCAAGCAUUCAUUCAAACAGUUUACCGAGGGAUUUGGGCGCCCGGAAAUGCACGAGCUUUUGAAGAGCGAGCUUGAUCAGAAAGUGCUGGACCUGCUGGCCGCAAGAUACUGGAAUAAGCCAGUGACGGACCUGGCGCCAGCGAAAUACGAUCUCGAUAGUAUCGCCGACCUCCCCAAGGCUGAUCCCGACUCUCUCUACUGGCGUCGCCAGCUGGACGCUUCAAUCUCGGCCCUCACCAAGCUUGGAGUGGGACGUUUGGCAACGACGGUCAUUGCCACAUCUCUUCAAGCUCAUGUUGACAAGCUACUGACCAAUUCAAGCUUUGUGAGCCAUCCUUUUGCAAAGAAGGCUAUCGUUGAAGCCGCGUCGACCAUUCUGAACGAGAGGUUCUACAGCACCAGUGAUCAGGUUGAGAACUGCAUUAAGCCCUUCAAAUUCGACAUUGAGAUUGAUGAAAGAGAGUGGAACCAGGGCCGUGAGCAUGUUGGCAGCGUGCUGAAGAAGGAGCUGCAGGACUGUGAGGCUGCGCUGGCCAGCUUAGAACCUGCUGUUGGUGGACGAAGGAAAUUAAAAGAGGUCAUGACCUUUAUAGAUAAGGCACGAAAAGGCGACAUCGCCGUAGAGGGCGAUGGACGAAGCGGUGCGGGAGGAUUUAGCGCUGCUCUUCUGAGUAAAGGCAGAGAAGCUGUCUUCCUUCGAGACAGGGCCGACAUCAUCAAGAUGCGAAUGCUGGCCGUCAAAGCCAAGCAGUGCAACAAUCCCAAGAACAAGUAUUACUGCCCAGAGGUGUUUUUGGAUGCCGCCGCCACCAAGCUGGCUUCCACGGCUGUUCUCUUCCUCAACGUAGAGUUGCUUUCCGAGUUCUACUACAACUUCCCGCGGGAGCUAGAUCUUCGUCUUGGACGACACCUGUCCGCAGAUGAAGUUGAGAAGUUCGCCAAGGAAGAUCCCAAGAUUCGCCGGCACCUUGAUGUCAUCCGGAAGAAGGAACUCCUAGAGUUGGUACUUGAGAAAAUGGACAGCCUGCGGCAAUUAGAAGGCAGAGACAGGGAACAUGGAGCGAACGGACGAAGAGGAGCGGCGAACAAGGACCGAGGACGGUGGGGGCUCUUUUGAGCUAAGCCUGUCAUCGCAAACCCCCAGAUUGCAGGCAUUCUGCACAUGUUAGCUAUUGUAUUGGCUUGUUCGGUUUAUGAACUCGAAUGUGUGGUGAUGACAUCUCUCCGCUAAAUUAUGACUGCUCAUUAUGCUUCGCUGAUUAUAUAAACUAUUGUCUAUGCGUCAAUCUAUGUAACUACCCUAGUCUAGUUGAACAAACACAGAGCGUUGAGAAUAAGGAAGCAUGCGAGCCUGACUGUUUCUUUUAAAUCAAAUGGUGGCAUCAACAGUCGUUUCUAGAGUCACUUCCCACCUCACAUUUCCUCCAGUGCCAUAGCCCUCUCCUAAUCUGUUUUGGAUCAAGGCCGAGAUACGAUUGCGCAGCUUUCCCAGUGCGAGCUCAUCGUACCCAUUUGUGAUGAUGACUUUUAGGUUGGCCAUACACAGGCCAUAGUGAACCUGCCAGAACUGAGCGCCUUCUACACGGGCGAUGCCCGACUCGGAUUCAAUCUCACGGAGGACGGCUGUGACGCCAACGUCACCCUUAUUGCCGCCAUAGCUCAUGAGGAGCAUCAAUCCCUGAGCAACAGCAACACGCAUGCCCAGACUAAACAUUGCAAGAGAAAUGACGGCGCAAAUUAGCCGGUCAAGCCAGGCAUACAAGGAAAUGGAUAGCAGGGGCAACAACGAAAUAAGGGCGGAGAAGAAGAGGGUGAGGAAGUGAAAGGGGUUGGAGAGGAUGCUGGGAAGAGUGGCCAGAUAGGACACUCUCAUGACUUUAGCAAUGCGCGCAUGGUUUUUCAGUCCAUAUGCAGACACGAGCGUGCUCGCAAUGGCAGCAGCCGACACAAGGUCAAGAGAGCCCGUGGAGAUUCGAUCGUGGUCAUGGUCGUGGUGGGCUUCGUGGUUGCCAACAGACUCGAGAAUGUGUUUGAGGUUGUGCGAGAGGAGGUCAAAUCCGCCGAAGAGCAGGAAAAUGGACAUGGCGAAUCCUGCCAGGAUCUCGGCUCGUUCAAGGCCAAACGGAUGUCUGAUACUGCUGCGGCGCCAAACUUCGAAAUUGCCCAGUACAUCGACAACGACACACACGGCAGCGCUACCGGCGUCGAAGAAGACAAGGUGAGACAGGGCCAUUGCCGCGAGGGAGCCGCCGGACCGAUAGAAGAUGAAGAUGGCAAUGGCGACAUGGCACAAGCCCCAGUAGAGCCGCAUUCGCUGGUCUCGCUGGAGGCUUUUCCAUGCUUCCUUGAUGGUGGGCGUCGGGAGCGAGGCGGGAAGGACGGGGGGCGGUCUUGGGGGCGGUUCUUGGAAGAUUUGGUGCUGGGCGGACACGCUACUGUGCUUGUAGCGAUGUCCACGACGCUGACCGACGUUGGAUUUGACCGGCGCGGUGGAUAUCACUUGGGUCUGGAAAUUGAAGGGAUUGGGGGCAGCAGCUCCCUGGCUGCCAUUCUGCAGAGAAUCCGCCUCGGAAGCCAUGAUUGCGUGACGAGCGAGUUUGUUGGUGUUUUUGAAGAAGUGCAACUGCAGCAAAGGCGAAGGCGGGAGGGCUGGCAAGCACUCGGGAUUCCCUCAGCCACGACUCUAUUGCCUUGCCAUGAUAACGGAGGUCGCAGGGGCUGCCAAUUGCAACUGCAAGCCCGACGAGUCAGAAGUUG